AUGGCCAUGAUUACGCGCAACACCGCCACGCGCCUCCCUCUCCUCCUCCAAUCUCAACGCGCCGUCGCCGCGGUCUCUCACCUUCACACAUCCCUCCCCGCCCUUUCCCCCUCGACGUCACCGACUUCCUACACCAGACCAGGUCCUCCCUCGACCUCCGCUCCUCCGCCGGGUCUCUCCAAGGCGGCGGAGUUCGUGAUCUCCAAGGUUGAUGAUCUCAUGAACUGGGCUCGUAGGGGAUCGAUCUGGCCCAUGACCUUCGGCCUCGCCUGCUGCGCCGUCGAAAUGAUGCAUACCGGUGCUGCUCGCUACGAUCUCGACCGAUUCGGUAUCAUCUUCAGGCCUAGUCCUCGCCAGUCCGAUUGUAUGAUUGUCGCCGGGACGCUUACUAACAAGAUGGCUCCGGCUCUUCGCAAGUACGCCUCUCUAUUUCCCUCCCCCUUUCCUAUGGACUGA
Molecule: messenger RNA, 456 nt
Organism: Thlaspi arvense
Lineage: Eukaryota; Viridiplantae; Streptophyta; Magnoliopsida; Brassicales; Brassicaceae
Source: the annotation of a GenBank genome assembly